AUGAAUUCUGAGGAUUUUAUUGACUCCAAAGAGCUUGCUAAGAAGUACCUCAACACUAAAAACCUUGGAAUCAGUAAAAUUUCACAUUUUCGUAUUUCACACAAAAAUCCUGGUAUCGAAAAAGUGGCAUCAGUUUUGGCAAAGGAAAGUAAUAAUAUGGAAACUUGGGACAAGCUAGAUGUUUUAAAGAAAAAUGCAAAUCUUGAAGACCUUCCUGAUGUGGAUGAGUUACUAAAAAAUCAGUUCAAAUGCAAGAUAUCUCAAGAAAAGAAAAAGGAUAUAGAGGGAAUGAUAGAAUACCUGGAAAAAGAAGAAGACAAGGCAUUCUACAGGGCCAUUGUUCAUGGACCUCAGCAGCCUAAGGUGGAGGAGCAAGCAGAAGACGACAAUCAGGAGGAAGCAGAAGUUUAUUUUUUGUAA
Psylliodes chrysocephalus is the source of this 420-nucleotide messenger RNA. The record is from the annotation of a GenBank genome assembly. NCBI's taxonomy places the organism in Eukaryota, Metazoa, Arthropoda, Insecta, Coleoptera, Chrysomelidae.